Molecule: messenger RNA, 4250 nt
Organism: Nyctereutes procyonoides (raccoon dog)
Lineage: Eukaryota; Metazoa; Chordata; Mammalia; Carnivora; Canidae
Gene: CRACD
Product: capping protein inhibiting regulator of actin dynamics
Biological process (GO): maintenance of gastrointestinal epithelium; negative regulation of barbed-end actin filament capping
Source: RefSeq, a predicted model, not a curated record
ACAAUAUUGCAGAAUGGCACUUUGAACCUCUUUCUUCCUCUUUGGUGGUCCAUCAUCUCCACCCCUACACAAGGUAGAACUGGUUCAUUUGCCUGUUCGCAAGAGCAGUGAUGCCCAGGUUUUCUCAACAAUGUACUCCAUUUCCUGGCACGCUUAACCACUGAUCUCCUUUUUAUAAGAAGAAAAUUUUGGUGGAGAGUUACCCAGCAAGGAAAGGACGUGUGGCUAUUAAGUUAGACAAGAAGAAAGGAGGUAAAUUCCAGCCUUUUAAGAAGUUGUUUGGCAGAAGGAAAAAGAAAGACACUUUGUUGUCCCAGGAGGUGUCAACAGGGACUAAGAUUCACUCUCCCCGGAGUGUCAGCAAUGGGACCUUCUCUUCAGAUGAGGAGACCCUGGAAGACAAUCUAAGGUCCUUCAACUAUUCUAUGGGAACCCGGGCAUUUUCCCAUGACAGUAUUUUUAUCCCUGAUGGGGGAGCAGAAAGUGAGCAGACAGUUCAAGCAAUGUCACAGGACAACAUCCUGGGCAAAGUCAAAACUCUUCAGCGACAGUUGAGCAAAAACAUCAAGUUUGGGCAGCCACCACCCAAUGCCAUUCCCAUGAAGAAGGCAGACAGUGGUGAGGCUAGCUUAGAAGAGGAUCUGUUCCUGACCAGUCCCAUGGAAAUUGUGACUCAGGAGGACAUCAUUCUCUCAGACACCGAGAACAAACCCAGUGAUACGCCAAGUUCUCGGAGUCCUCUGAAUCUGCCUGGCACCAGAAGUGAGAUGGAAGAGAAGGUGGCACCAGUUAAACCGUCUCGGCCAAAAAGGCACUUCUCUUCUGCUGGAACCAUCGAAAGUGUCAACCUAGAUGCCAUCCCCCUGGCCAUCGCUCGCCUGGACAAUAGUGCUGCCAAGCACAAAUUGUCCGUUAAGCCAAAAAACCAGAGGGUGUCAAAGAAGCACAGGCGACUUGCCAGGGAUCGACCAAAUGAACAAGGUGGCCUUCCACGUCAGCUGUCCCUCGACCAGAACGGACACUCUGGAGAAGACAAGCCAAUUUGGCACGAAGAGGAACCAGAGCUGCUGGAGUCCGAAGAAGAAAAGAGAUGCCAAGAGGAAUACUGGCUAGAACUUGAGGCCAAGUGCAAACGGCAAAAGGCCGAGGCAGCAGAGAGGAGACGUCUGGAAGAGCAGAGACUCCAGGCCCUGGAGAGGAGGCUUUGGGAAGAGAAUAGAAGACAAGAGCUCUUGGAGGAGGAAGGAGAGGACAGGGAGGGAGAGGAGACAAAACUACAGCUGGAGGCAGAAGAGGGGCAGGGCAAAGAGGAGAAGCAGAGACUCAAAGAGCAAAGUGGCCAAGGCCAGGAGUGGAGAGAGCAAGAGGAAGGAAGGCACCUGGAGGCCCAAGAACAGGCGGUGUGGAGAGGGCAGGAGGCUGAGAGACAGCGGCAGUUAGAAGAGGAAAGAGAGUUGAAGGAGCUCAGGAGGCAGGAGGAGCUGGAGGAGCAGCGGAGGCAGGAAGCCGAGAAGCAGCAGCGGGAGGAGGAGGAGCAGCGGCAAAGGGAGGAGCAGCAGAGGCUGGAAGAGGAGCAGCGGCAAAGGGAGGAGCAGCGGCAGAGCGGGGAGCAGCAGAGGCUGGAAGAGGAGCAACGGAGGCGGGACGAGGAACAGCGGCAAAGGGAGGAGCAGCUGCUUUUGGAAGAGGAGCAGCGGCGGCUGGAGAAGGAGCAGAGGGAAAAGGAGGAGCAGGGGCGGGAGGAGGAGGAGGAGGAGGCCACGGCGGCGGCAGAGAGAAGGGCGGAGCUGGGAAAGCGGGAGGAGGUGGAGGUGCCCCAGCGGCCGGUAGCGGAGCGGCGGGAGGCCGCCCGAGGGCACGAGGAGAAGCGGCCGCAGCUGGAGGACCUGAGGGGCUGGAGGAGCGCGCUGCAGGUGGACUCUGCAGAGAAGCCCGGGAAACGCGAGCACCUGCAGCUCGAGAAGCAAAGAGAAAACUCUGAGGAAUCGAGGAUUUGCGAGAAGCAGAGCCGGGAGGCCGAGCCGUCCGGGGAGCAGCAGGCGCAGCGCGGGGAUCUUCCUUGGCACGGCCGUCGGGCACGUCAGGACAAGAGACCCGAAAGCGGCCCGCAGCCUCCGCAGAAGCAGGAGGCGCCCGUGGAAGAGACGCCGGCCCCCGGGGGGGAGAAGGAAGCUGCCGCUCCGGAGACCGACCGGAAGGUGGAGGAACUGCGCUGGCAGGAGGUGGAUGAGCGGCAGACCAUGCCCAGGCCCUACACCUUCCAGGUGUCGUCGGGAGGGAAACAGAUUCUCUUCCCCAAAGUCAAUUUGAGCCCGGUGACGCCCGUGACGGAGGCGGGGCCCGCCCCUGCUGCCCACGAGCCCGGGACCCCCAGGCCCAGCCCAGCGCCCCCCGCCCUGCCCUCCUCCCUCGGCGUCCCGCACACGGCCAUCCUGGUCACGGGAGCGCAGCUGUGCGGCCCGGCCGUCAACCUGAGCCAGAUCAAGGACACGGCGUGCAAGUCUCUCCUGGGCUUGUCGGAAGAGAGGAGGCGCGCGGAUGGCCCCGGCCCGGAGCAGCCGCCCCGAGCCGCCGAGCCGCGGGCGGGCAGCGGGAAGGCCCGCGCCCCGGAGUCCGCGCGCUGGGCCGCUGGGGCCGCUGGGGCCGCGCUGGCCGAGUGGGCGUCCAUCCGAUCCAGAAUCCUGGGGGGCGCCGAGCCUGAGCGGCGCGGCGACGGGGGCCCGUGCCGGCCGGCGGAGGAGCAGCCGCCCCGGGCCCGGUGGGAUUCCCGCGGGAGCCUCCGGAAGACGCCGCCGCUGAGCGCCAAGUUCUCCAUUAAGCCCGCUUGGCAGAAAUUCUCCGACGGCGGCGCCGAGACCUCCCGACGGAACGCGGAGGCGGAGGGCGGUAGGAGGCGGCCCUCGCCGUGGCCCGGGGACGCGUCGGGGCCGCAGCCCCCGGCUACUGGCGAGCGCCCCCGGGGCGCAGACGGGCCCGAGCCCGACGCCACGGAGGGAUGCAAGUUUGCCAAAGACCUCCCGUCCUUCCUGGUUCCGAGCCCUCCGUACCCGCCGCAGAAAGCGGGGGCCCCCGCGGAGGCCGGCGCCGCGCCGGACGGGGAGCCCACCGGGGCCGGGGGCAGGCCGGACCCCGCGGCGCCUGGCCAGGAGGAGAAGGCCUCGCCUUUUGGAAUAAAAUUGCGAAGGACCAACUACUCCUUGCGCUUCCACUGCGACCAACAGACCGAACAGAAGAGGAAGAAAAGGCACAGCAGCACCGGGGACAGUGCGGAGGGCGGGCCGCCGGCGGGGAGCGCGCCGGGAGAGGAGACGGCGGGCGCGGCCCCCACGCCCGGCCCGGCGCCGCCCGCCGCCUGGAAGGACUCUGCCGACCGGCCGGCCAGCAGGGGGCCCGCGGCGCCCAAGCCCGCCCUGGCGCCCAAGCCGGCCGGCCAGACGCCCCCGUCCUCCCCGCUCUCCAAGCUCAGCCGGCCCUACCUGGUGGAGCUGCUGGCGCGCCGGCCGGGGAGGCCGGAGCCCGAGGCCGCCGAGCCGGGCAGGGAGGCUCGGGAGAGCAGCGCCCCCUGGCCGCCGUCGCCGUCGCCGCCGCCCGCCGAGAGGAGGAAGGCGCCCCGGCGGGCCGACGAGGAAGCGGCGGACCCCGAGAGGAAGCCCGCGCGGCCCGAGAAGCCUCCCCCGACCCCCGAGGCCGCGAGGAAAGAAAAGCCGGUCCUUCAGAGCAGGCACUCUUUAGAUGGCUCCAAACUUGCGGAGAAGGUUGAAACCGCACAGCCGCUGUGGAUAACAUUAGCGCUGCAGAAGCAGAAGGGGUUUCGGGAGCAGCAAGCAACUCGAGAGGAGAGGAAGCAAGCCAGGGAGGCCAAACAGGCAGAAAAGCUCUCCAAAGAGAAUGUCAGUGUCAGCCUGCAGCCCGGGAGCAGCGGUGUCAGCAGAGCCGGGGCCCCGCACAAGCCCACCACCCAGCUGGAAGAGAAGAAGCCGGAGACUGCCGCAACCAGGCUUGAGCGCAGAGAACAGCUGAAAAAGGCCAACACUCUUCCUACGUCCGUAACAGUGGAGAUCUCUGAUUCAGCUCCCCCCACGCCGCUGGUGAAAGAAGUCACAAAGAGGUUCUCAACCCCAGAUGCUGCCCCCGUGUCAACAGAACCAGCCUGGCUGGCUUUGGCCAAAAGGAAAGCCAAGGCCUGGAGCGACUGUCCACAGAUCAUUAAGUAGAAUGACUUUUAUCCACUCCUGUUGCCAGUUAUUGGC